Zingiber officinale is the source of this 1276-nucleotide messenger RNA. Its product is annotated as chaperone protein dnaJ 6-like. Bases 77 to 1063 code for a protein of 328 amino acids. The record is from RefSeq and is a predicted model, not a curated record. The transcript has 9 exons. NCBI's taxonomy places the organism in Eukaryota, Viridiplantae, Streptophyta, Magnoliopsida, Zingiberales, Zingiberaceae.
CCGUAGUGAUUCCGGUUCCCCGACGACAUCCUCUAUCUCUCGCUCGGCUCGAUCGAUUGCUCCAGCCGUUCAGCCAAUGGGAUCAACGGAUGUAACAAGGUUAGGGUAUCGCCGAAGGCUACGACGAAGAAGGAGAAGAUUUGGGAAGGGCGGGAAUUUGCCGAGCCUUUUCUUCAGAUCUCUCGUCUCGCUUUCUUCGAUCGAGUCGUCCGCCCAGCUACAGAUGGGGAGAAGGAAUAGAUCUAGGGUUUCAGAGGAGGGCAUCGAGGAAAAUGCUACACGAGAAGGGCGAACUCUAGGCGCCGGCGACUCGACCGCGUCCAGUGACAAGAGCUUGUAUGAGAUUCUUGGUGUAGAGAGAACAGCUACUCAGCAGGAAAUAAAGAAAGCUUACUACAAACUUGCGUUGCAUCUUCAUCCUGAUAAAAAUCCUGGUGAUGAGGAAGCAAAAGAAAAUUUCCAACUUCUGCAAAAAGUUGUAUCUAUUCUUGGGGACGAGGAGAAAAGGGCAAUCUAUGAUGAGACUGGUUAUACUGGUGAUGAUGCUUUGGUUGGGGACGUUACUGAGACUCUGCAGGAAUAUUUCAGAACAAUGUACAAACAAGUUACGGAGGCUGACAUUGAAGAAUUCGAAGCUAGUUAUAGAGGUUCUGAGUCUGAGAAAAAAGAUUUGAAGGAUCUCUACGUGAAAUUCAAUGGUAAUAUGAAUAGGUUGUUCUGUUCAAUGAUUUGUUCUGAUACAAAGCUGGACUCGCACCGCUACAAGGAAAUAAUUGAUGAAGCAAUAGCUGAAGGAAAAUUGAAGAUAAGCAAAGCUUAUCAGAAAUGGGUAAAGAAAGUUGCUGAAACGGAACCACCAACUGAUCCUCUAGUCAGAAGACAGCAGUUAAAGAAACAAGAAGGAACAGACAUAGUUGCAGUUAUAUCUCAGCGCAGGAGCCAAAGGAAACUGCAGCUCAAUUCCAUGCUCUCCUCCAUCGUUGCUAAAUGUGGUACUAGCUCUGAUGCUGAACCAUCUGAAGAAGAGUUUCAGAAAGCACGACAGAGGCUCGAGAGUAAAUAGGUGAAAAAGAGAAAGCAUUAGCAUGUUGGAGUACGAGAGAGGCAUGAGAGUAGUCGAGAAAGCAUUAGCAUGUUGAACCUCUUGUGUAAUUGGUGAUUUCUGUCGUUCUACUUAUGCUCAAAAGUGUGGCUUAAUAAACCUUAAGCAAACUACAAUGCCAUGUUGUAGAACACUAUCACGAUAUAAUGAUAUAAUGAUCUCUCACUUUUGUCA